GUUCUAGAGAUAACAUAUCUCCUAGCUCUGACAAACACGAAACCUCUCAGUUACAGACUAAAACCUGCUCUGAUCCUGACACAGAGAAGAAAACAUCUGUCACGUUUAAACACGUUCCCGAAUUCACCAGUAAUGAGGCUAGCUUGCCAGACAGCUCACUGGUGGAAAGCAUACAGGCUAGCCAGGAAAACCUGUGCUGUGAAAUCAUUAGGCCUGCCACAGAGGAGAAAAAACCCCAAACCUCCAGCAGUUUGUUGAAGCUGAGAAGGCGGAUGAAGGCUUUGGUGUCGGAGGAAAGGGAAUCAGUGUGUGAUGUGCAGAUAAUCAACACUGGUGAAAUGGUGAAAAAUCAAAGUGCCAGUAUAGAGGAACUUCGGUCUCCAGUCUUCAGGCGAAGCAGUCUCUCGAACACUGAGGAAAAGGCUCAGAGAACAUCCAGACCAGCACUUGUGGGGAGAGAAGAAAACAGUUUCACUCCUCCCGAUGCAGCGUUCAGAGUUGUACAAGACAUGCUUGAAGACAGUGUCCCUCCAGGAGUGCCUGAGCUGUUCCCAUGCACACUGAAGGACAGCAGCGAUGUCUGGCAGCCUGAGUCCUCGGGUGCUGUGGUGACAUCCGAUAACCAUGAACCUGCAUGGCUGUGUUCAGAGAACAGUGACUCUGUUUUACUUGACAUCAGUGGUGAUGGAGGAAAAGAAUCUUCCAGUAUAAUAAAACAAACGGACAGUGAGAGUAUGUAUGAAGAUCAGGGAGAAUUACGUAGGCUCUUGGAUUUAAUGUCAGAAAACGAAGUAUUGCCCACUGGUGGCAACAACACUAUAACUAAUGAAAGCAAAAGCCAUGAAGGAAAUCAAAGUGAUGCUAAUGGCUUAAAUCCCUUUCCUGCAGAUCUUUCUGUGGGCAACGUUGAGGAACAGUUGGAGAAUCAACAGCUUGAACUUCAGUCAAGGCUUUCUGAUCCAGAAGAGGUGACAGCUGCUGAAAGCGCAUUGAACUCUUGCACAGUGGUUGAAGGGCUUCUCUUUCCAGUUGAAUACUAUGUCAGGACAACGCGACGCAUGUCUAAUUGCCAGAGGAAAGUGGACCUUGAUGCUGUGAUUCUUAGCCAGCUGGGCAGAAGCAAGAAAGGUCAGCGAAGUAAGUGUAAGCAGAAAGAUGCAAAUUCAGAUCGCCCCUCCCAAGAAAGAGUUGAAAACAAUUUGGAGUCGGGGGUCACGCCAUUCCUUUUUCUUGACUCAGAAAAUGAUCCAGCAAAUUCAGGUAGUCCUCAUAAAUCUCUGCCUCCAUCCAGUGGUAGCAGCACUUCACUUGGAUCGAUUUCUCAGAACAGUAUCACUAGCACAAAGCGAGAUCAGAGACGAUCGCAGAGGAAACAAAAGGGAAGGAGGAAGUCUGCCUGCAAACCCCCCGUGCAUCAGGUGCCACAGGAACUUGUAGAGAGUUUGGAUCUCGUAACAAUGAGGCAAAGCAGUAGUCUGCUGUCAAAUGAGUGUCAGAGUGAAAAGGAAAACUGUGAGGCUAAUCAUGAAAAAUCACCUUCAGGUGAGAGAAGGUUGUCUGCUGCUGCAGCUUUUGGGCCCAGAGAGACAGAAGAGACUGGUGCUGUACAGCCAACGAGUGCUGAUCCUCCUCCUGGAGGAAGCCAAGUGCUUGGCAAAUGCCAUAAGACUCUGUUAGAACAGGUUCAAAAUCCACUUCAGAAUGGUGAUUCUGUGAACCCAGAAACUUUUGCCAUCCAUAUCGGAGAUCUGGAAGCCAACUUAACUGUGUGUCAGGCUGAUAAACAUCCAGUGGAGGAUGUUAAGAACCAGCAUGUGCAAGGAGCCUGCAGGGCAGAGCGGCUCCUAGCAAUUAAUGUCCCUCCGCGCCGCUCCCUGCGUUCCUCUGCAAGACAGAGAGCGAGUCAAGUCUCGAAAGAUCAGAGCGAAAGAGGAUGUAGCUAUCCAAUGGGUUCAGAGGAUCCCGCAUCUCUUGGCCUCCCUGCUGUGGACCCUCACGCUUGCGGCACUCUCUUCUUCCGCAGUCUCCAGUGGCUGGCCCCCAGACUAGGUAUCAGAGACUUUCACUUACCGGAUGAGGAAUUUGGACCACUAAAGCUUGAGAAAUUAGAAUCUUCCCCUGUGAAUGAUUUGGAGAUUUUUGUUCCUAGUGUGCUUGGAGAUGAUGCAGCUUCAGAGGACACACAAGGUGCACAAAUGAGUCCAGAAGAAAAAAGGCCCCAAAGUAAUUUGAUUUCACCUUUCAAAAAUGUAUUGCCCAGGUUACCUCAUUCAGAAAACCCAGCUUGCAAGAAGGAACUUUCCACCCAUGAAUUGCUAUUUACUCCUCUGGGGCCUGUCUUAGCUGGUGCUCCCACUCAGCCUCAGUCUCAGAUUUCCUCAUCUGUUUUCCCUGUCGUGGGUGCAACCCCAGCUGUUUUACCAUCAGUACACAGCAAGGUCUUCCCCAAUACACCUUCUGUACCUCCCUCGCAAGCAAGCCUGCAUUCUUCCAAAGGGGCAUCUGCCCAGGUUGUGGAUGGUGGGGAGUGCAAAGACUGUGCUGUUCCGCUGCACUUGGACAGUUGUGGCACAGGAUCUGCUAGAAAAGAGGAGGAGCAAGGUACAGUGUUUCCUUUAGAAGCUGAAAGCAGUCCUGAUAAUAAAUUCGAUGAGGCUGUGGCCUUGGAGAAGCGUCAGCAGUUGGAGAGCAAACAGCAGAGAUCCUGCAGAGCUUCUCCUGAACAGAAGAAAGAUGUAGCAGAACAGUUCACUCCAGUACUGCUUGAUGGCCUGACAGAAGAGAGCUUGCAGCUUGUGUCAAAGCUAAAGGAUUCUUCAAAUUCCUGCGCUGUGGAUGUGAGUACCAUGUGGUGGGAUGCAGCGGGCAGCAGAGAGCUGUGUGUGGUGACUGCUUGUGAGAGUUCCAUCUCCCUGUGGAAACCCCUGGCAUCUGACUGCUGGGGAAAGGUCUACACUUGGCAGCUGAGAGAGAUUCCUGUAAUACAGAUCGUUCCUCUGCCAGACACCUGUAAUCUUGUGUGUAUAGCAUUGGGAGAUUUGGAGAUUGGAGAAAUAAGGCUCUUGCUUUAUUCUGCUGAGGAUGACUCAUUCAAGCAAUCACUAGUAAAAACUGGAAAUAUAAAAGCUGUUCUUGGGCUAAAGGAUAGGAGACUGAUCAGCAGCAGCAGGACCAUGCAUGAGCAGCAAGUAGAAAUAGUAUUGCUUUCAGAGACGGGAAGAAGCAGGGACGGACAGACUUUGAUGCCCCCUGAAGAAACUGUUUUGGCUUUUGCUGAAGUAGAAGGAAUGAGAGAUGCCCUGGUUGGCACCACUGCAGUGAACAGCAUUGUUGUUUGGAAUUUGAAAACAGGCCAGCUCCUGAAGAAGAUGCACGUUGGUUAUUCCUACCCAGCUUCCAUCUGCCAUCGAGCAUAUUCUGACUCUGGCCUUCUGUUUGUUGUUUUAAGUCAUCCACACGCCAAAGAGAGUGAGUCCUGUGGAAACCCCGCAUUCCGCGUCAUAGCGUUCAACCCCAAAACAGCCAGGAGCACGGGAGUGAUGUUCUCCUCCCUUCCACCUGGGUGUGCUGGAAGGUACCUGGAGGGUGACGUGAGGGAUGCUUCUGCUGCAGCCGUGCUGAC
Phaethon lepturus (White-tailed tropicbird) is the source of this 3622-nucleotide messenger RNA. RefSeq names its product partner and localizer of BRCA2 (gene PALB2). Lineage: Eukaryota; Metazoa; Chordata; Aves; Phaethontiformes; Phaethontidae. The annotation marks the transcript as partial. Gene Ontology annotation, biological process: double-strand break repair via homologous recombination. The record is from RefSeq and is a predicted model, not a curated record. Gene Ontology annotation, molecular function: protein binding; DNA binding. Gene Ontology annotation, cellular component: nucleoplasm. The transcript is spliced from 10 exons.